CUCUUUUGAUAAAAGCUUAAGGGAGUGAACUCUUUUGAUAAAAGUUAAAGGGAGUGAACUCUUUUGAUAAAAGCUAAAGGGAGUGAACUCUUUUGAUAAGAGCUAAAGGGAGUGAACUCUUUUGAUGAAAGCUGAAGGGAGUGAACACUUUACAUCAAACCUAAAUAUGCUCAGACCUUUUGAAAGCAUAAUUUUAGAAAAAUUUAUUGCUAAAAUAAGGAAUUUGAAGAAAUCAUAGAAAAAGUCUCAAUGAAAUUUUUAAUGAGAAGCACGCAUAUUUUUAAAACCAAAAAGGAAGCAAACUGCUUUAAAGAAGAAGUUGUAAAGUCUGCAUAUUCUCAAGCUGAUACAGAGGAUUAUUUUUUUUCCCUUAUAGAACUGCUGACAGUUUGGCAUAACAUAAAGUUUAAUGCGCAUUAAUUCCCCUGCAAGUGAAGUGCAUUUCUGCAGAGGGGUUUAAUUGAAAUCUUUCCUAAUUCAGCUUUUAUACAAUUGUUAUUCAAUACGCGUUACAGACUGGGAUUUUCGUAUGAUCGACAUAUGGAGAAUGGUUCUAUGACAGGAACGAUUAAGCGUUAAAAUCCUCCGAUAAAGACAUGCUGAAGAAAUUCACUUGAUUUUUGUUUUAUCAGGAGGGGAUUACAAGGUUCAAGCCACCAUAAAGCAAAAGUCUUGAAAAUAUCCUAAGUCUGUAUUACCUUAAAUUUCCCCUCUACCAACAAAACUGCAUUUAAUACCUUUAAUUCUACUCAAUAAACUUCUGUUAUACAAAUACAAAGAGAAUUUAAAUUAAAUUAAGCCAUAAAAAUAUUUAAUCAUGAAUACACCAACAUUAAACCCUCGAGAUUUCGAGUAUUUAACACAGAGCGAUCAGGAGUACCUGUAUACUAUUGAAAGAUUGUAUCUACUGAAUAGUGGUAAACUCAAACACUUCCAUGUGUUAGGUCCUUGGCACCAGGUCACGUCAAGUCAGUUAAAUAAAAUCGUUGAACGUGUAGCAACUCCAAAUCCUCGUCCGUGCUCAAGGGGACAUGUCAAAGGUUUAUGGUGUGUUGAAGACCCGGAUUAUUUAACCGGACCAAAAAUAUUAAAAUAUAAAGGAUCAGAAGGAAGCACACCAAGGAGCGGUUCGUCUACACCGAAAUCUUCAAGGAAAGUUAAGAUUCAAACAACGCCAAGAAAUAAAUACUCGGUUCCGAGAAAGUAUCAAAUAGUUCCUAAACCUACGCCUUGGAUUAUAAUGGAACCAUCAAAGAAGAAGAAUUUUAUCGUUGACGACCCACCAGAUCCAUCAUACACCGAUAGACAAAAAUCAGCGAGCUUGCCACGCUCGGCUCAAACCCGCAGGUCAACAGCGACAACUCGGCCGAGCACUGGUGCCAGCUCGAGGUACAUCACAAGCCAGUACAGCGUUACGGUCUCGCACAAUGAACUUAACGCUAUUGUUGAACGAGUGACAAAACCAACCCAUGCCAGCAAAGGGGGCGUAGAUCUUCAAGAAAAAUUCAGAAACAAAGAUUACGUCUACGGAUCAAGGACCUGUACUCCAAAUAUCAAACAUAUUGCUCAACCAACCAUAUCGAGUAAUGGCGGUAAGGACAUCGCAGAAAAGUUCGAGAACAAGGAUUAUGUUUAUGGAUCAGGAACAGUAACUUCGGAAAAACUAGAUACAAUCGUUAGCAGAGUUACCCGUCCUACUGUUGCAAGUUCUGGAGGGGCUGGACUAGAGAGAGAGUACACCAAUUUUAUCUACGGUGACCAGAAAGUAUCGAAAGAUGAAAUGCAAGGAAUAACGGAACGUAUGACUAAACCAACUGUUUCGAGUCGAGGAGGGGUCGAUUUACAGGAUAAGAAAUUUGAAUACAUAAAACCGGCAAAAGUAAAAACAAACAUCAUAAUUCCAGGUCUUGAUCAGAAAUUUAUCGGACGGAGAAAAUUGUCGCAAGAGGAGUUGAAUCAAAUAGUUGACAGACUUUCGCAACUUACUCCUGCAUAUAAGGCAAAAUUUUCCGUCAAUCCUCAUGUAUGGAAGGACGAAUCAGCCAGAACUGGCCCCGCCCACCAGAGGGAGGGUAUAGCCACUUAAUACGGACUUUAGUGUACAAGUGCAUCUAUUAGAAACAAACUAACUAUUCAUCUAUAUUAAAUUUGAGUGCUAAUGAUUAGAGUGAAAUGAUUUCGCUAUGGUUAUUAAUAAUAGAAUAAGGUCAGGUGGAAGAGUCAUCAAGCCUCUGACUUAUUUUAACUCAGUUUACUAUCGACUGAUAAGAUUUCAUGAUUGAGGCUUAAUAUACAAUUCCAAAUAUGAGGCAACUUCAAUCAUUCUUCAUUUUUUAUGCAAAAAUAAGAAAAAUGAUUAAACAUAAUGUUUCUAUAAGCACCAAAUAAGUAUAGUGAAGUCAUUUGUGUGUUUUAAAGCUGCAUGCCUCCAGAUGAGCCAAAAUAUUUCAAACUUGUGCUAAAAUUUAAGACAAGUAAAAGAUUCAAUAUUCAUCAGGUAUAAUUUACAUGUUCUGUGCGAUUUAUGACUGAUUUUGCGGUAUUUAUCACCAUAUUUCUACACUGUAUUAUGAAUGGCUAUUUUUGCAUAUUUUGACCUCUUUUUGGUAUUACUGACUUGGAUUUUACAAGGAUUGUAAGUGCCAUUUGCAAUGUGUAAAUUAUUUUCUUUGUUCACUUCACAAUAUUUUACUUUUAAAUACAUUUUCAAAAUUUUCAUGAAAAUUUGCUUAAAUUAGAGGCAUGCAGUUGCUUUAAUUAAAGUUUAGUACAUAUUAUAGUGAUAGAUAACAUUUUGAAUCAAUCAGUUAAUACCAGAGUGAGUGAUUCACACUAAAUAUUGUGCUUAUCUAUUUAUUGACACAAAAAAGUGAAAUUCGUUAUCAAUGUAUUCAAAAGCACACAUAACACACAAAAUUCUCCUACAUUAAGUUUAGAUCAAAACGACCUAAAUCAUUUUUAUCAAGAUUUAUCACAGAAUAAUUUAAUUUAACUUUAAUCAUUUUGCAUUUCUGUAAAUGAAAAUUUCUUUUACAUGUUUCUCCAGUUUAAGAAAAUGCGAAAGAAAUAUGACCAAAGUAAAAUUGAUUUUAUUUAGGUUAAAUAUUCUAAAAGGGUUCCAUGCAGUCUUAAGGACUGGCAUUUUUUGUAGUGAAAAUGGAAUAAAUAUCUCAUAAAGAAGUGGAUUUUUAUAAAAUUCAUUAUCAUAUGAUAUCAGUUAAAUGGAAUGUAUUUAAGGCAAGUCCAUUAAAUUUACACAAAUUCAGCACAGUUUAGUGUAAAAAUCUUAUCAUUCUGUAAAUGUUGCAAGAAAACUUCUCACAAAACAACACAUUUAAAAAAUAUAUAAAAAGAGUACCAAUCUAUGUAAUUCAAGCUAUAUAUAAGUAUAUUAAUACCAUUAAAUCAUCUUUAUUUAAUUUGUUUGUGAUUAGAACUGUUUUACUACAAUAUACUGAUAUAUGUAUUUAAUAGUGUUUGUUUUUUCCAUUUUUAUUUUAAUGUAAAAUUGAUUUCAAAAUUUAUCAGUCUACAUUCUUGUCAGAGGAAAUUUUUCUUUACUUUAAUUAAAAAAUCAUUUUAUAAUGCUCUUUAGAUAUACUCUGAUCUCCCCUUAUGACUAACUCUCGAUCAAUCUUUUUAAAAUGAAAUGAUUUAAUUGGCUGAUACACUCAUUCUCAAAUUUGAAACUGACCAAUGGUAGACUAGAUUUUAAACCAGAUUGUAACCAGUCCAAUAUCACUUCACUGAAACCAAUAUUUUUCUUCUGCUCUGCUACAUCUUUUAAGUAAGAACAUUUUGGAAUGUUCUGUACCUGUCAAAAUAUUGACUGGUCUGCAAGUUCUAGAGAUUGUUUCUUUUAGCAACAUUCCAGACUGGAUUACAAGUGUUGAAGCAACAUUCUGCAAGAAGCUUGUAGAAAUGUUCUGUAUACAAUUUAAUGUCUAUUUUCACAACUUCAGGGUGAUUGUUUAGCAAAUUACAGAAUAUUUCAAAAGUUUAAAUCUGUAGGUUUCUGAACUGGGUGUGCCUAGCUGUAC
Molecule: messenger RNA, 4040 nt
Organism: Ruditapes philippinarum (Manila clam)
Lineage: Eukaryota; Metazoa; Mollusca; Bivalvia; Venerida; Veneridae
Exons: 2
Coding region: 818-2086 (422 amino acids)
Source: RefSeq, a predicted model, not a curated record